Molecule: messenger RNA, 2329 nt
Organism: Nelumbo nucifera (sacred lotus)
Lineage: Eukaryota; Viridiplantae; Streptophyta; Magnoliopsida; Proteales; Nelumbonaceae
Biological process (GO): IMP biosynthetic process
Molecular function (GO): N6-(1,2-dicarboxyethyl)AMP AMP-lyase (fumarate-forming) activity
Source: RefSeq, a predicted model, not a curated record
CUAACACAGAAAUACAGAAUCUACAAUUUCUUCUUUACUUUACCAAAAAAAAAAAAAAUCGACAAUUUCCUCAUUCUCGCCCAGGGUUUUAUUCUUGCCCACCGUUCUCUCCUCUCUCGUCUCUCACUGCAACAACCAACAAGUCUACAACUCUGCGUUUUUUGUAUACUUUCAUUUUCUUCAUUCCGCCCCUUUUCUUCAUUUUCGCCAUUCCCCUCUCUGCAACUGCAAGUAUUUUUCUUCUCCCAUUCCCCUCUUAUUUCAUCCAUGGAGAUUGGAUCUUCUCUUACGCUUUGUAACAGCAUUCAACUAUGGCGUUUCAACUCUAGACGAAAUCAUUGCAAGUGGAGGGCGCUUUCAAGUUCACGUUUUGCUUUGAAUGAUUCAAUUCACGUUUCCAACAGUUUCGUCUCUAGAGUUGUCAACUGCAAAGCUUGUCUGAAAGAUAACAAGGUCUUCGCAGCAGAGACGAAAAGUAUGUUUGGCGAAUGUUCCAAGGAAUUUGAACUCUCUAGUUUGACGGCCUUAUCAUCAUUGGACGGUCGAUACUGGGGAAAGGUCAAAGACUUGGCUCCCUUUAUGAGUGAAUAUGGUCUAAUUCGCUACCGUGUUCUAGUUGAGAUCAAAUGGCUAAUAAAGCUUUCACAAAUUCCUGAAGUCACUGAGGUUCCAAAUUUUAGUGAAGAAGCUCAAUCUUUUUUACAAGGACUCAUUGAUGGAUUUAGCAUGAGAGAUGCAUUAGAUAUCAAAAACAUUGAGAAAGUGACUAACCAUGAUGUUAAAGCAGUUGAAUAUUUCUUGAAGCAAAAGUGUCAAUCCAAUUCAGAGAUCUCAAAGGUAAUUGAGUUUUUUCAUUUUGCUUGCACAUCCGAAGAUAUCAACAACUUGGCACAUGCACUGAUGCUUAAAGAAGCUCUUAACAGUGUGUUGUUCCCUGUCAUGGAUGAGUUGAUUGAAGCAUUCUGCAACAUGGCAAAAAAGAAUGCCCAUAUUCCAAUGCUUUCUCGCACUCAUGGCCAGACAGCUUCACCUACUACAUUGGGCAAAGAAAUGGCGAUUUUUGCUGCCAGAUUUAGUAAAGAAAGACAGGACAUCUCUCAAAUUGGGUUGUUGGGCAAGUUUGCUGGUGCAGUCGGAAAUUACAAUGCUCAUCUUGUUGCAUAUCCAGAUAUUUAUUGGCCUAGCAUUGCUGAAGAGUUUGUCAAAUCUCUAGGAUUAAGUUUCAACCCCUAUGUGACCCAGAUUGAGCCUCAUGAUUAUAUGGCAAAACUUUUUGAUGCAAUAAUCCGAUUCAACAAUAUUUUGAUGGAUUCUGAUAGGGAUAUAUGGGCUUAUAUAUCUUUGGGUUACUUUAAACAGAUGACCAAAGCUGGUGAGAUUGGUUCUUCAACCAUGCCUCACAAAGUAAAUCCUAUUGACUUUGAAAACAGCGAGGGUAACCUUGGAGUGGCUAAUGCUAUUCUGCAUCACCUCAGCACAAAGUUGCCCAUAUCACGGUGGCAGCGUGAUCUGACUGAUUCAACAGUCUUGAGGAACAUGGGUAUAGGAUUAGGGCAUUCUCUUCUUGCCUACAAAAGUGCACUACAGGGAAUUGCAAAGCUACAGGUAAAUGAACCUCGCUUAAUUGAAGAUUUAGAGCAGUCAUGGGAGGUGCUUGCUGAACCAAUACAGACUGUGAUGCGAAGAUAUGGCAUCCCGGAACCUUAUGAGAAACUGAAGGAGCUAACCCGAGGAAGGGCAGUAACCAAAGAGAGCAUACAAGAAUUUAUUGAAGGCUUGGAAUUGCCAAAGGAAGCAAAGACCAAUCUUCUGAAGCUAACUCCGCCAACUUACAUCGGAGCAGCAAUUGAUUUGGCCGAAGGUCUAGACACAGCUAUAAAUUUUGUAAAUGGGAGCUAGGUACUGUAGAUUGGCUGUUCAUUCUGUUGACAGGCAUUGUUGGCUAGAUUGCCCGUGUACUCGGGCAUUUCUAUCUGCUGCUGUGGGAAUCAGCAGACAUGCUUUGGAAAGAGGUGAAUUUUCCCGGUUGAAGAGAAUUAACUGGGAUGUCACACCCAUGAUAAUCUAUUGUGGGUUACUGAUGACUGACGUGAUGAUUUUUGCCUUUCUCCCAUCUUUUGGUUAUUUUCUUAAGUUGAAGAAAAACUUCAGAGUAUUCAAUUCAGAAUGUGAAAGGCAGGAAGGGUCAAAGUGCUGGCUUGGCAAUGCAAUGCUAGAAAUAUGGGAAUUGGGAUGAUUCCAAUUGAAUUCAGUUUGUCAUAUACGAAGUGGGCUUAUAUGUGAUCUGGAUAUUAUAUAUCAUUUAUGAAAUAAACUGAAAUUACAUUCA